CUGGCUGAACUUGCGCAGCUCGACGGGACCCGCGUUGUCAAUGCGCGUCUCGGCGAUGCAACACCGUGGCAGUUGCGAUUUGGAUUUGUGGACUCUCCCUCGACGGUUUCUGCCAUCUGUCUGGAAAAUUGCCGCACUCGGGAAGUUACAAACCUAAAGAUUAUCAAUUCCUCUCCGAGCCGCCUCGAGCUCAAAGGAAAGGGUGGCGACGGGCACCACUUGGUUGUUACACUCUUCGCGCAACCUGAAAGUCGCAACACUAUGGCCGCUCUUCGCGUGAGUGAUCGCGGUGGGCGCUGCAUGCGUGUCGGCGCUUUUUUCGACUACUGCUUUCAACACAUCCCCCAAGUCCCUCCACCUGUCAAAGAAUCCCGCCAGUACAAAUCAUUUGAAGAGUACGGCAAGACGCAAAACCUCGACACUGCCGACAUUGCCGACAUGUUCGACCGUCUAACGCUUGACCCCGGCGACGAUGAGGAUGAUGAUGCCGACAACUCGUUCGAGCGUUUGAAGGCGCUUGUCGUCGAUCGCAAGACAAAGUUAUGUGAAACCUGCCGAUCAAUGUGA
Molecule: messenger RNA, 567 nt
Organism: Capsaspora owczarzaki ATCC 30864
Lineage: Eukaryota; Filasterea; Ministeriida; Capsasporidae
Exons: 2
Source: RefSeq, a predicted model, not a curated record